This is a messenger RNA of Plodia interpunctella (Indianmeal moth), 3013 nucleotides long. RefSeq names its product no mechanoreceptor potential B (gene nompB). Gene Ontology annotation, cellular component: non-motile cilium; centriole; ciliary basal body. NCBI's taxonomy places the organism in Eukaryota, Metazoa, Arthropoda, Insecta, Lepidoptera, Pyralidae. Gene Ontology annotation, biological process: intraciliary transport; non-motile cilium assembly. Bases 116 to 2587 code for a protein of 823 amino acids. The transcript has 19 exons. The record is from RefSeq and is a predicted model, not a curated record. Gene Ontology annotation, molecular function: kinesin binding.
ACAGCCGUUGUCAUGGCGACGGCGUCAAAACACUUAUUCACAGCGAAACAUACGUGUUAAUGUGAACAGUAACAAAUAACAACAACCCAAAAUAAAAGUCGUUUCGUCAAUCGCAAUGUUGAGUUCGCGGUAUUAUAGCGCGUCGCGAGUGGGCACCGACGCGAAGCCUCGCACUGCGCUGGUGGUGGACGAGGAAGAUGAACUGUACAGCGGGUUCAAUGACGUGGCGCCAGCGUUGGACACCCGCAACCUCCGAGAGGAUCAAGCCUUCCAGGAGACCCUCAAGACUGCCGGCAUCGGGAGGAAGGUGCCCAGUCGCAUGGGCACGGGGAUGUUUCGUGUGGGCACCGUGAGCGUGCGCGGCGGCAGUUCCCGUGCAGGCACGGCCGCACGGCCUGUGACUGCCGUGCGCGCGGUCGGGUACACCUCCACGGCACGGGACGCGCCCGGCCGGGAGGACAGGAAGGAAGAAAGUAUAGAAGACAAGGUGAAACAGAUGGAGGCACGAAUAAUGACUCUUGUGGAAGAGUCGUGUAUGCUGAGCGCGCGACUGGAAGCUGAGGAUGACUCAGCUACUAAGAGAGAGCUGGACUUAGGACAGGCGUUAGCGAAAGCCCAAGAGGCGUCAACAUUGGAACGUCAGCUCAUCAGGAUGCAGGAGCAGGCCAACUUAGGAGACUCGCACAAUUUGGAUCUUACUUUUGCUGUACUAUGCAAUUUGGCUGGGCAAUACGCUUUGAACGACAUGUAUACAGAGGCGCUGAAUACAUAUCAAUUGCUUACUAGGAACAAGCUGUUCCCGCAUGCCAACAGGCUCAAGGUGAAUAUGGGAAAUAUUUAUUUCAAAAUGGGCGAACAUCCAAAAGCAUUGAAACUGUACAGAAUGGCCCUAGAUCAAACCCCAACAGCUGAAAAAGAUCUCAGGAUGAAGGUCAUGCAUAACAUCGGCCUCCUUUUGGUGCGGAUGGGCAAGUUUCGGGACGCUGUAACGAAUUUUCAGCAUAUAAUGCACGAGCAAGGAGACUUUCAAACAGGUCUCCAUUUGGUGUUAUGUUCCGUGGCGCUGAGCGACGCUGAGGCGGGGAAGGCGGCCUUCCACGCGAUGUUGGAUGUGGAGCCACCGAGCUACCAUCAGGAUAUCACCAUUGAUGAUGAGAAUGAUGCGUACGAGUGUGUGCUUCGCGACGUGUUACGCGGGGACCGCUUGUCGCGGUGGUCGCGCCGCGCCGCCGCCGAUGCAGAACGCUGCUUGGCGCUAGCUGCGGCUGCGCUGGUCACGCCUGCCUCCAGAGAUGACGACAGCGGCGGUAUGUCAUGGUGCGUGGAAGCGCUGCGCGGCUACAGCGGCGGCGGUGCGGGCGCUCGUCUCGAGUUGGGCGGUGCGUUGGCGGCGCUGCGAGCGGGGCGUGCGGCGGCGGCGCAGCGGGCUGGCGUCAAAGCGUUGACGAGGUUGAAAGCCGUGGCCCGCGCACACCCCAAUGAUAGAGUAUUGAGGGCCGAGGCUAAUGCUGACGCUGCCUUUGUGGCUUAUGCUCUGGGCAAGUAUUCUGAGGCGCGUUCGCUGAGCGAGUCAGCAUCGCGCGAUGACCCAUAUGGCUGCGCGGCGCGGGUGUCGCUGGCGCUGGCGGCGGCGCGCGAGGCAGAGGCGGGCGGGGGGGACGUGGCGGAAUCUUGGGCAGCGGCCGCGCCUGCGCUUGCCGCCGCUGCGCAUCUCGACCCGGCCGAUCUCAUAGCCAUGCAUGAUGCCGCACUGGCUCUAGAGAAGAGCGGUUCGGAAGAAAACGCUGUGGCGGCGGAGGCGCGGUGGUCGCGCAUGCGCAAUGCGGCGGGCGCGGGCGCGUGUGCGCGCACGCUGGCCGCCGCCGCGCUCGCGCGCCGCGCAGACGACCCCGCCGCCGCUGACCACUGGUACAGCAUGAUCGGAGGAUGGGACGUGGGCGUCACAUGCGCACUUGCCCGACUGCACAGUGAAACGGGGGACACCAACACAGCCAAACAUCAUUAUCAAGACGUGGAGGCCGUGUGGCCGUGCGAGGUGUCUGCGCUGGAGUGGCUGGCGGCGGACUCUGCUCCCGACGCCGCGCUCGGCUACUACCGCCGCGCCGCGAGGCUGCAGCCAACCAACCCGCGGUGGGGGCUGCUGAUGGGCGGGUGUCUGCGCGCCAGCGGCCACUACCAGGAAGCGCUGGGCCUCUACAAAAAGAUGAACGCCAGGUUUCCGGACAACGUCCAAUGCCUGAAAUUAAUCGUGAAGCUGUGCGGCGACCAGGGUCUCUCUGAAACUAGCGCUUGGACCCGCGAGCUGCAGCGAGCUCAGGGCAGGAUCAAGCAGCAGGAGCGGGUAUCUGUGACGUCGGCGAGCAGUGGAUCAUCCGGAGCCAGCCAGUCGCCUAUCGACCAGAUUAGAACUGGAUCAAGAAGUGGCAGCGGUCGAGCCGACAGCGCUAUGACACGAGUUACAACUUACUCUAACGAUGCGGUGAUCCAAGACAGCAUACAACCCGUGUCUCGAUCAGUUCGGCGCUCCGCAGGCCGUAAGAAAAACACGGACGAAUUCGACGAAGACUUACCCCUGCCCCCCGAGUAGCCAAGCCAAUGGUUUCAUAACUUUAUAUACGUACCUAACUGUCAAUAUAACUUGUUUACGUAAUUUGUAAUGUAUGGACGUCUUUGUUUUUAUUUGUAAACUCAUAAGACUAUACGUCAUUUCGAUGUGUACUAUUAUGAUUUAUAGAUCAUAACUUUACAAACAACAGUUUGAUAAAUAUUAAGGAUCUCACAUGGAUGGAUUUCAUCCAGGAUCUGAUCGCUAGUAAAUGUUUAUCAUAGUGCUACAUAUGAUGCAUAAAAAAGGUCCUUGCACUGUGUUGGACUCGAACAUCGAAGGUGAUGGGAUCGCGUAAAAUAACAGGCCUUGAAAUUAUUAAACUUCUUUAUUAAAAAUUAAUUAUUUUUCAUCGGAGGUAUGUACAAUGUUUGUCUUUUAUAAUAAAAUACCAAUACAACCCUACAA